CACUGGGUGAAUAAGAACUGUUUAAAAUGGGCUCAAAAGUACUUUACAGAACAGUUGGUUGGACUAGAAGCUGAACGAGAUGGAAACAAGGCAUGGAUCAGCAAGAUGGUCGAUUGUUCAGGCGAUGCGGAUUUGAACCAAAGAAAAGGAAAGAUGGUUACUAUCUAUGACCUUGUGUUAAAGCUCGAAUGGACUGGUACUUUGGCUGAUGGCACUGAAGCUAAGGGAUCUAUCUCUAUUCCCGAAAUUGCUCAUGAUACCGAUUCAGAUGAUUAUGUGUUCGAGAUCAGCAUCUAUGACGAUAACAGCUCAAAGCAAGCACUGAAAGAAGUAAUUCGUAAAGACUUGACACCUUUAUUGAUCAAGAAAUUCGAAGGAUUCUCUGCUGCGAUGAUCAAGGAAAACUGUGAGGAUGUCUAUAUCGAGGCUUCCAAGAUGGGCACACCUGCUCCUCCCCGCGCUGCACACAGCGAAAAAUCAAGCGCUACCCAGUUUGCGCCCAAGAACACAAGCACAACGGAACCUGUGAAGAAGGCGAUUGUGAACACGACGACAUUAAAGGAUACGGUCAAUUUCCAGACAUCUGCCGAGGAGUUGUACGAACGUCUGAUGGACCCCCAGUUUGCUUCUGUCUGGACUCGAGGCCCCGUGAAACUGUCAAAGGAAGUGGGAUCAGACUUUGAGCUGUUUGGCGGUAAUGUCACUGGCCAAAUUUUGGAGCUGGAGCCUGCCAAGAAGAUUGUGCAGUCCUGGCGACUUAGAUCCUGGCCCGCAGGUCAUUACUCGCAGGUGACUAUGGUCUUCGAACAGGGUUCAGAAUCAGUAGAUCUCAAGGUCGAGCAGACGGGCGUUCCUGUAGGUGAAGAGGACUUGACGAGAAACAAUUGGUCGGGAUAUUACUGGAGAGCGAUUAAGAGUGCGUUUGGAUAUGGUGCAAACUUUUAA
Molecule: messenger RNA, 945 nt
Organism: Rhizopus microsporus ATCC 52813
Lineage: Eukaryota; Fungi; Mucoromycota; Mucoromycetes; Mucorales; Rhizopodaceae
Exons: 3
Biological process (GO): positive regulation of ATP-dependent activity; protein folding
Cellular component (GO): cytosol
Molecular function (GO): protein-folding chaperone binding; ATPase activator activity
Source: RefSeq, a predicted model, not a curated record